GCCCGAAAGGAAAGAAUACCAAAGAAAAUUGGUGGCUCGCAAAAGGGCUGAACAAAAAAAGCCCAAAACCAAAGAACCAGUUAUUAAUUCCGAGAGUAGACAUGGCAAAUACCUCGACCCCAAUUACGGGAAAAAGUGGAUGGCUCAAAAAAGAGCCCGAGAUGAAGGUUUAACUAAUGCUUGGUCAAUAACAGACGAGUUCGAUCCACAAAGUUCUGAUUACUUACGAGCUCGAGCUUCAAUUACCAACUUAGAAAAAAUCCGCAGUCAAGGCCAAGAAUUUCCCUUGGCUCGCCCGGCCCAUAUUUACUUAGAAAUUGCCCCUGCCAAGAAUUACUAUCUCCGGGUUUAUUACCAAGAGAAACGAGGUGAUGAACUUCGCCGUUAUCAGUCUUAUUUCACUUGUAAGGGAAACCAUCCAGUUAAUCUUCGUUUCUAUCCUUUUCACGCCGCUAAGAAGAAAAGAAAGCCCACUCUCGCAUUAGAAACUCAAUUUCUUCAAA
Messenger RNA from Racocetra fulgida, 503 nucleotides. The record is from the annotation of a GenBank genome assembly. NCBI's taxonomy places the organism in Eukaryota, Fungi, Glomeromycota, Glomeromycetes, Diversisporales, Gigasporaceae.